AUGUUCUCAGUGAUUAUACCAGGCAGACCGUGCCUUACAGAUAUCGUCGCGGUGGACGGCCAGCCCGGCCAGCCGACCAAGUUCGCCUUCACCUUCCCGUUUAGCCCGUCGUUCAGCGACGUGGUCGUCUUCUUCCUCCCCGGCACUGUUCUGCCCCAAGACACCGCAGCUGCGAUCUAUAUCCAGAUCCCCGAAUCGAACCCGUCUCCCAAUGGUCCCGAGUUCCGGUUUCUCGGCGCAUUAGCCAACGACAAGCCGUCUGCCAUCUUCAAGGCCCGCCAGGCUGAAACCAAUCUGUCUGGUGGCAGCGCCCAGGUGACAGGAAUGGUCACCCUGGGAAUCUCGAUUGAGCCGAUUCAGACCGUUGCGCCGCAGGUGGCAGCCCUGGAGGCCCAAAGCUCUAUCAGCCAGUCGUCCUCCACGGCGCUUGUGCGUCAGUCACCGCAAGAGCGGCAACAGAAGGCAAUCUCGACCAAAGUGUUAGCCCAACGAAUCAUUGGCAAUGCGUUCAAUUUUCUAGCGAGCUUUGCCUCGUCGGAUCCCAGUAACAAAGGGCAAGAGGUCGUGCCGCUGAAAAGCUUUCAGGAUUGGUGGUCGAAAUUUGAAAGACGAGUGCAGAUGGAUCCAGGAUUCCUAGAACGGGAGGAGUCGAAUAUCUGA
Molecule: messenger RNA, 660 nt
Organism: Penicilliopsis zonata CBS 506.65
Lineage: Eukaryota; Fungi; Ascomycota; Eurotiomycetes; Eurotiales; Aspergillaceae
Exons: 2
Coding region: 1-660 (219 amino acids)
Biological process (GO): protein import into nucleus
Cellular component (GO): cytosol; nucleus
Molecular function (GO): nuclear import signal receptor activity
Source: RefSeq, a predicted model, not a curated record